UUUUGCGGAAAUUGUUCAUCUCAUAUGAUUAAUGGCUCAUGUUAGUUCGGAGGUCUCUUUUUUCAAAAAAAUAGUCGACAAUAAAAUGUGCACAAUUAUUUUCUUUGUGGGGAUAUGCACAAGUAAUUUAGCCGGCAGCAGUGAAUAGCUUCAUCACCACAUGAAAUCUUCACUUUUGUGUUGUUUGUUUUCACUGGUUUCUUUCCUUUUUUCCUUCAUUCUUCCCAAUAAAUUUUUGUUGAGUGGUCUUCGAUUAUUUCAGUUCCUUUUUCAUGAUUUUCAGCUUUCUUUAGAUUUCUAAUUUUCUUUUUCCUUCCUUUAUUUAAUUUAUUUCCUUCUGGUUUUCUUAACGUUUCUUUUUUACUAUUUGAUUUUUCAUUAUUUCUUUUCCUGUUCAAUUUUAAAAUUCGUGAACAAUUUUAGGAUACAUAAAAAUUCUUGAAUAAUUUUUAAAUACAAGAACAUUAAAAAAAUAUGCGGAUUUAUUUUAAAUAGUAAACUUUAUAACUUCAAGAACAUUUUUAAAAUACACGAAAAUAAAAAAUAUGAAAACAAUUAUAAUACCUAUUAUAUUUUUAUGUUUUGUUUUUGAAAAAGUUUGUGGACAUUUCACUUAAAAUUCAUUUAUACUUUUAUAACAUGCGUGGACAUUCUUUUAAAUCUUGUAACUGGCCGUUCUUAAAGUAUGUGACUAAAUUGUGCAGCCUCUACUUUUUUUUAGAAAACUGGGAAAAGAGACAUAUAAUUGCUCCAGUGCCGGAGCGUUGUAGUGGCUAGUCCCUCGCUACUAUGCGAAUGCCCUCCACUGUCGGAGGAGCUCGGGAGCUCCUUUGUGACCUGUGCAUCGAAAUGUCUCCCAGAAGCACAGAGCGUUUCCUACCAUCUGAAUUCGGCAUGGACCCAUCAAGGAUGGGGCAUGCCCUUGAACCAGGAAGGAUCACAUUUGAUGAGAAGAUGGAGAUAAGAAGGGCGAUAGAAGAAGGAAACAUUCCCCACGCCUACAUUUCUGCUAACUGCUUUGCUGCUUACUUUGUUCCUAACCUGUGUCAAAUGCAUACCCUUCUUCCACCCAAGGAGAAAGUUCAUGUCUAUGCAGAUGGCAACGUAAAAGCGAUAUUCAUGGACGAACAUGACGUUGCAGCAUACACAAUCAAGUGCAUUGAUGACCCACGAGCCUUGAACAAGACAAUAUACCUAAGGCCACAUGAAAACAUCCUUACUCAAAAUGAGUUGAUUGCUAAAUGGGAAAAGCUCUCAGGAAAGGUUCUUCAGAAAAUUCCCAUCCCGAGUGGUGAAUUCUUGGCAUUAAUGAAAGGUACAGACCUUGCUAAUCAGGUGGGGAUAGGGCAUUACUAUCACAUUUUUUAUGAGGGUUGCUUGACAAACUUCCGUGGAGAUUCAUUGAUAUGUUACUCAACAUGGGCAUAG
Molecule: messenger RNA, 1428 nt
Organism: Aegilops tauschii subsp. strangulata
Lineage: Eukaryota; Viridiplantae; Streptophyta; Magnoliopsida; Poales; Poaceae
Product: isoflavone reductase homolog
Source: RefSeq, a predicted model, not a curated record